AAUGUUAACAUAACCUAAAUUAUGUUACUAAUGUAAAUUUCCUCAAAUAAAUGUAUUUAUUAUGGAUAAUAUUAUGAAAAAAACCAAAAACCAAUUCAACAACAUUGAUGGUAAACCAAUUAAUUUAAAUAUAGUGAAAAAUAACAACUGUACCCUUAUAAGCAUAGAACAUCAUCAUGACAUCCGAAAUUCCGCUAUUUUAUUACUUGUUAUUGUAAUUUUUAAUUUUAUUUGCCUAUUAAAGAAUGUUUUUGGUAUCUUCAUAAUUAGUUCAAUAUUUAUUUUAUCAAUAUUUUAUUUAUUCCUAUUACUACAAACUGUUUUAAGUGAAAAUAUAGUUAUUGUAAAUAAUUUAGGAUACCAAAUAUCAACAAAUUAUCUUAUAGGUAGUAAAACUGCAUUCAUGCCUUAUGAGCUUGUAGAAAAAAUAUUUAUCAACGAAGUUAUUUAUCAUCAGAAGGUGUUGUUUGUUUUAACUGUUAUGAUAAGUGAUGCCUCAAAGACUAAUAAUACUUUAGUGCCAUUAUUUUUGGAUUCCAAACCAAGAUUAGACGUUUUAAAACAAAUUUAUACAUUAGAUUUUGAUGAAGUAAAUGAAUUAAUACAUGAAAUGGUUAGUUUGCAAAAAAACGGCCCAAAAGCGAUUGGAAAACAUUUAAAACAUGUUCUUAAACAAAAAAUGAAACUUUUAGAAAAAGUUGAACUAAACGUAACCCCAACAAAAUUGAAAGAAAUUGAUGUAGAAGAUUUAGAGAUUAAACCAAAUAUGGAUGCUCAGACAAGAGAAAAAUAUUUUGAACAAAUCGAACUGUUAAAAAUGUUGAAAAGGAUGAAGCAAUGUCCAAUAUCACAAAUUAUUAAUGAAGUUUAAACUGUAUUAAACAUGGGCAUGUAUAUGUAUAUUAAAUAUAUUAACUUUAUAGAUAAUU
Brassicogethes aeneus is the source of this 929-nucleotide messenger RNA. The record is from the annotation of a GenBank genome assembly. NCBI's taxonomy places the organism in Eukaryota, Metazoa, Arthropoda, Insecta, Coleoptera, Nitidulidae.